CCGGUGCGAGCCGUCGAGCCCCGCCCGCCGGGUGUCCCCGGCCGCCCCCGCCGCCCGCACCAUGUCCGACGCUCCCCGCAUCCCCGGGGACGUCUGCAGCCUCUUGGCAGAUGUUGAAACAUUUGUUUCCCAAACACUAAAAGGAGAAAAUCUAUCCAAGAAAGCAAAAGAAAAGCGUGAAGCUCUUCUUAAGAAGAUAAAGGAUAUUAAGACAAGCUAUCCUCAGGAAUUCCCGGAGAAAGAGCUGGAAGAUGAGGAAGAGUCAGAGAACUCUCUUUCUUCGCCUCCUGAUAGCGUCUCAAUAGCAUCUGACCGAUAUGAUAAAGAGGAUGAAGCCCCUUCUGAUGGCAAUCAGUUUCCUCCCGUUGCAGCUCAGGAUCUUCAGUUUGUUCUGAAGGCUGGAUACCUGGAAAAACGUAGAAAAGACCACAGUUUUCUUGGCUUUGAAUGGCAGAAGCGUUGGUGUGCUAUCAGCAAGACAGUCUUCUAUUACUAUGGAAGUGACAAAGACAAACAACAGAAAGGUGAAUUUGCCUUAGAGGGCUACACCAUCAGAAUGAAUAAUAGCCUUCGGAAGGAUGCGAAGAAAGAUUGUUGUUUUGAAAUCUCUGCUCCAGAUAAGCGCAUUUAUCAGUUUACAGCUGCCACUCCCAAGGAAGCAGAGGAAUGGGUACAGCAAGUCAAAUUUGUAAUUCAAGAUACAGGAUCUAAUGCUAUUCCUGAAGAGGAGGAAGAGGAAUAUGAUGAUGUUGGACAAGCGAACAGUGACGCAAUAGAUGAUAGCAUUUACGAAGAAGUUAAAGAAGAACGUCUUUCUUCAAAAGCUGAAAGGUCAAGCAAUGAGAACCAGGAGGAAGUUACCACUGUUUCAGAUAGCGAAAAUACCGAUUAUGCCAAUUUCUAUCAAGGUUUGUGGGACUGCACAGGAGAUGAAGCUGAUGAGUUGACAUUUAAACGUGGUGACGUUAUCUACAUUAUCAGCAAGGAGUACAAUAGAUUUGGCUGGUGGGUAGGAGAAAUGAAGGGAACCAUUGGCUUGGUGCCUAAAGCCUACAUAAUGGAGAUGUAUGAUAUUUGAGAGGCCUGGGAGAAAUCUGCACUUGAAAUGAAGAGUGGUGUGCAGCUGCAGUUUACAGAGCCAGCCUCUGGAAGACGAUUCUGCUGUACAUGUUUUGCGGUUUCAGCGAAUGUAGUCAGAUCGUUGCCUCGUGAACAUUAAACAUUAUAAACUGUAAUUGAUCAUAACUUUAUGGAAAUGGUCUGCUUAGCCACUUCUUAUAGAAUUUUAAUGCUAGGAAAUUAAUAGAUGGUAAUUAUCAUAUGGGGCACAAGCAGCCGUAUAGUGCCUGUUGCUCUUUUUUAAACAUGUCAGCAGCACUCUGUAUAGCUGUAGGUUUGGGCUCUCUCAGGGAAUUUUGCUAUCUUUUCCUGUUCUGCAGAUUCAGAAAAAUUACGCAGAGCUUUGAGGGUAAACUCUUACUCAAUUCAUGCAUGCAUUAACCUUUUAAUGCUCACUGUACAUCUUAUGCAGUUGAAUCAGAAAGUUGAGGGAAAUUUAUGUAUAUUUCAGGUCUUCGGGGUAUUCUGUUUCCAGAUGUUUUCAAGUUAUGCUUUAGCCAAUGAUAAAUUUUUUCUCAUGUAUUUAGUAUCGUAUUGUUAAUUACUUCUUUGUUGACGCAGAAUGAAGAUUUGAUUAUUUUGCUGAUGUAAUAAAUGCGCCUGUGUGGUAA
Messenger RNA from Melospiza melodia melodia, 1730 nucleotides. RefSeq names its product src kinase associated phosphoprotein 2 (gene SKAP2). The transcript has 13 exons. The record is from RefSeq and is a predicted model, not a curated record. Gene Ontology annotation, molecular function: protein binding. Lineage: Eukaryota; Metazoa; Chordata; Aves; Passeriformes; Passerellidae. Bases 62 to 1078 code for a protein of 338 amino acids. Gene Ontology annotation, cellular component: cytoplasm; plasma membrane.